This is a messenger RNA of Paramuricea clavata, 717 nucleotides long. The record is from the annotation of a GenBank genome assembly. Lineage: Eukaryota; Metazoa; Cnidaria; Anthozoa; Malacalcyonacea; Plexauridae.
AUGCUGCAAAUGAUCCAGUGUUUGGGAAAGAAGAAAAAUCUUCGAGAGCAGCUCGGUGUGGAAGGUCAACGUACGAAGUUGCAGCUUGGAACAAUGCUCGGUCGUAAUUUAGUGGACAGCACCAUUGUAGAAGAUCUGGUAGUGACCGAUACGAAAGACUUGAAUCCAGUUGAAAUAACAAGACUGUAUACAAGAACCGAGAUACCGCUAACAGACAGACAAAUCCCUAUACCUGGAAUGGUUCAACGGUGGCAGCAUCUUCACGAAAUUGCGAAGCUGAUUCCAGAGUUUCAACCAGAUCUCGAGAUUGGUUUGUUAAUCGGUAGCAAUUGCCCAGCAGCACUCGAGCCUUUAGAAGUCGUACCCAGUCGUGGUGAAGGUCCCUUCGCGAUGCGGCUUCGUCAUGGAUGGACUUUGAAUGGACCUUUGUCUAUAUCCAACACAUCACAAUCUGACAUCACGUGUCAUCGAAUUACUGUUCGUGAAACCAAUGAUACAGUUAAAGAAGUUAUUUUACCCGAGGCUAUUGGAAGAAUGUUUGAAUUAGACUUCAACGAUCAUAAAGUUGGUCCUGAUGAACGAAGCUUUUCCCAAGAAGAGAAGAAAUUUCUAACUAAGAUGGAUAAUGGCAUUCGUCUAACCAAGGGCCAUUAUGAGACACCCCUUCCAUUCAGAAAUCCAGAGAUGAUAUUGCCACUAACAGAAAUCAAGUAUUGA